Setaria italica (foxtail millet) is the source of this 1674-nucleotide messenger RNA. RefSeq names its product GDSL esterase/lipase At1g28600. The coding region runs from base 231 to 1376 and encodes 381 amino acids. The transcript is spliced from 3 exons. NCBI's taxonomy places the organism in Eukaryota, Viridiplantae, Streptophyta, Magnoliopsida, Poales, Poaceae. The record is from RefSeq and is a predicted model, not a curated record. Gene Ontology annotation, molecular function: hydrolase activity, acting on ester bonds.
CACAAACGCUCAACAAGAAAUACCCUGCUGCACACUAGAUGGCUGCUCACUCCACAGAGUAACUCGUCACACACCACAAACUUAGUGAAAGGCGGCCGGGCGUCUCACUCUCACACACCGGCUCCAUUCGUUCGUUUAAGAAACCUCUACGUGAACUCCUCUCUUCUAUCCAUCAGCUCCCCUCUCCCUGCUUCUGCUCCUGCAGAGUUCAGACAUUUGGCGCUCAGACCAUGAGGCUGACGGGGGACCGUUCGCUGGCGGUGGCAGCGCUGGCGGCGCGCUGGUCUCUCUGGGUCCUGGCCGUCCUCUGGAGCGGCGGCUCACCGGCGCUGGGCUGCUACACGCGCAUCUUCAGCUUCGGCGACUCGCUGACGGACACGGGCAACUACGUCCACCUGACGGCGAAGAGCCACAGCCCCUACGGCGCGCCGCCGUACGGUAGGACGUUCUUCGGCCGCCCCACCGGCCGCGCCAGCGACGGGCGCCUCGUCAUCGACUUCAUCGCGGAGGAGUUCGGGCUGUCGAACGUGACGGCGAUCCAGACGGGAACGGCGCCGGCGGACUUCCGGCACGGCGCCAACUUCGCCAUCAUCUCGGCCACCGCCAACAACGGCACCUUCUUCGCGGGCAACGGCAUGAACAUCAACCCCUUCUCGCUGGACACGCAGAUGUUCUGGUUCCGGACCCACCUCCGCCAGCUCGUGCAGGCGGCGGCGCAGAACAACGGCAGCGGCGGCGCCGUCAGCACGAGCGCGCUGCUGGGCGGCGCGCUGGUGGCGCUGGGCGAGAUCGGCGGUAACGACUACAACCUGGCCUUCUCGGGGGGCGUGCCGCGGGACAACGUGCGUAAGUUCGUCCCUGCCGUGGUGGACAAGCUGGCGGCGGCCGUCGAGGAGCUCAUCGCCAUGGGCGCGCGCGCGUUCGUGGUGCCCGGGAACCUGCCCUUCGGCUGUGCGCCGCUCUACCUGCAGCGGUUCGGCGCCAGCGCCAGGCAAUGGGACUUGGACGCCAAGACGGGGUGCCUGGCAUGGUUCAACCGCUUCGCCGAGUACCACAACCAGGUGCUCACGGCGCGGCUGGACAAGCUCCGGCGCCGCCACCCGGACGUCACCAUCGUCUACGCGGACUGGUACGGCGCCAUGAUGAGCAUCUUCCAGGACCCCGGGAAGCUAGCAGGGUUCACAAACGCCCUGGGGAGUUGCUGCGGGAACCAGACGGUGGCGUGCGGCAAGCCCGGAUGCCGCGUCUGCGACGACCCGUCCACGUACGGGUCCUGGGACGGCACGCACCCGACGGAGGCGGUGUACAAGGUGAUCGCCGACGGGGUGCUGCACGGGCCGUACGCAUCCCCGGUCGCUCUCGUCGAUACCUGCUGAAAAUCAAAUCUGCCUCUGCUUGGAUGGUCUGCUGAUCCUUACAAGAUUCAUUCGUAUGACAAGCUGUAGAAUGGUAACACAUCAGGAUUACGUGUGUAGUCGUUGCAAUGACGUUAUAAACAACGUUGUCUCAGCCUCUCAGGGUAUAGUGAAGGUUGACAGAUUUCACUAGACAUGGAAAGAAGUAGUACAGUGAGAAUUGGAUUUGCAGUACAAGAAUUGAUGUGAUCUGUGACCAUUUGAGUCUGUAAUCUGUACUGUGUUUUGGAGGCAUCAUGCCAAUACAAACGUUAACCCA